AACAGCCCUUGGACGCCCCCGCAGAUGAAUGGGGCUGGGGAUGACUGAGAACUACAGCUCCUGGGCUGGCCGCGUAGGUUGCAGCUGCGGAGGAAGAGUGGACCAAGAGGGUUUCUCGGGGAGGGAACAACGGGCGGUGGUGAUGUUCAGUGCGGGUUUUCUAGGAUAGCGGUCUGGAAGGGCGCCUCUUCUGCGAGCUGGCUCCCCGUGCCCCACACCGGCCAUGCGCCCGGCCUUCGCGGUGGGCCUGGUGUUCGCAGGCUGUUGUAGUAAUGUGAUCUUCCUAGAGCUGCUGGCCCGGCAACAUCCAGGAUGCGGGAACAUCGUGACGUUUGCACAGUUCUUAUUUAUUGCUGUGGAAGGCUUCCUUUUUGAAGCUGACUUGGGAAGGAAGCCACCAGCUAUCCCAAUUAGGCACUACGCCAUCAUGGUGACCAUGUUCUUCACUGUGAGCGUGGUAAACAACUACGCCCUGAACCUGAACAUCGCCAUGCCCCUGCACAUGAUAUUCAGAUCCGGCUCUCUGAUUGCCAACAUGAUUCUAGGAAUUAUCAUUUUGAAGAAAAGAUACAGCAUGUUCAAGUAUGCCUCCAUUGCCCUGGUGUCUGCAGGAAUAUUUAUUUGCACUUUCAUGUCAGCAAAGCAGGUGACUUUCCAGUCUGGCUUGAGUGAGAAGGAUGGAUUCCAGGCAUUUGCAUGGUGGUUACUAGGUAUUGGGGCACUGACCUUUGCCCUGCUGAUGUCGGCAAGGAUGGGCAUAUUCCAAGAGACUCUAUACAAACAGUUUGGGAAACACUCCAAGGAGGCACUAUUUUAUAAUCAUGCCCUUCCCCUUCCUGGCUUCAUCUUCUUGGCCUCGGAUAUUUAUGACCAUGUCGUUCUGUUCAAUAAGUCUGAACUCUAUCAAGUUCCAGUCAUUGGUGUGGCCGUGCCCAUCAUGUGGCUCUACCUCCUCAUGAGUGUUGUGACUCAAUACGUGUGCAUCCGGGGUGUGUUCAUCCUGACGACAGAGUGCACGUCCCUCACGGUCACCCUGGUUGUGACUCUGCGCAAGUUUGUGAGCCUCAUCUUCUCCAUAUUGUACUUCCAGAACCAGUUCACGCUGUGGCACUGGCUGGGCACCUCGCUGGUCUUCAUUGGGACCUUACUGUACACAGAGGUGUGGAAAACCCUGGGGACCACGAAAAGUCAGCUGCCCAAGGACCACAAGAAAGACUGAGGUCUGCCGGGACAGACAGACAGACAGACCAGGGUUCUGUGAGAGAGGCCUCUGCUGCAGGUCUGGCAGUCAUUUCACUUUGCCUGAGGCCAAAUUACCACAGUAUUGAACCAGACAGGUUCCAGAGCGCCCUCUGGAGGACAGGACGCAUCUACUUUCAUGACUACCAAGACAGCGUUUGUAGAUUCCUUGUAGGCAUCCCUGAGCUAGAAUAAACAAAACAGCAAGUCUACCAGGAAGUCUAUCAGAUAACCUCUGCAUUGCUUUUUGUUUGUUUGCCAGCACAUCAGAACCACACUUGUUGAAUUCCAAGUCCUCAGAGCUACUAGUUUUCUACCUGUGGUGUUAGGCAAGACCAUGCCCUU
Messenger RNA from Acomys russatus (golden spiny mouse), 1584 nucleotides. RefSeq names its product solute carrier family 35 member B4 (gene Slc35b4). The record is from RefSeq and is a predicted model, not a curated record. The transcript is spliced from 10 exons. Gene Ontology annotation, molecular function: UDP-xylose transmembrane transporter activity; UDP-N-acetylglucosamine transmembrane transporter activity. Gene Ontology annotation, cellular component: Golgi membrane; endoplasmic reticulum membrane. Bases 224 to 1219 code for a protein of 331 amino acids. Gene Ontology annotation, biological process: transmembrane transport. NCBI's taxonomy places the organism in Eukaryota, Metazoa, Chordata, Mammalia, Rodentia, Muridae.